AUAAAAAAUAAUCUGCUAUAAGGAAGUUUCUGACUUCUCUCUGAAUUUGAUUGUUUGACAUUUUUCUCAUAAAAUCAAGAAUUAAACAAAAAUAAAUCUCGUGAAAUAAAGUUAUUUGGUUUCUCAAAAAUGGUAUAUUGUUAGAAAUUGACACCAUUGGAAGUUUAAAUAUUAAAUAACAGGAUGACUCACGCAAAUAGAAAACGUGGCCGCAACGCAGAAGAGGAAAAUUCCAGCGAGUUCAUGCCAUUGAGUAAAAGGAUCAAUAAUCUACACAUAAAUAAUUUCUCACGUUUGCCAGAAACGGCAUCUGAAAAAAUGAACUCACAAUGGGAAGAGCAUAAUUUAAUAGCAUCAUCAAAUCAUUCAGAGCCAUCAAGAAGUCCCUCGAGCGAUGGUUACAGUUCCAGUCAAAGCUAUACAUCAGAAUAUAGUCCUGAUUUAAAUCCCAGUCAAAAUCCUUAUUACUACGAAACCAACAAACUUUUAUAUGAUCUUUACGUGGAACGAAUGCAAAGGAUUAAUACACUUUACUGAUAUUUCGGUUUGUAACAUCAUAUCAUCAUAUGUAAAAUGAGCAAAAAAAACAUGUAAUUCUAUCAGUUUGAAUUACAAAUAUUAUUUAAAGAAUAUUUGACUCGUUAAUCAAGAGUCAAAGAAAAAAAAAAUUAGAUAAAUUGUCAGUUUAAGAAUUCUUGUGCUUAUACAUAUAUUUUUGUAAUGAUUAAACUUUAUUAGUUAGAUUUAUAAAAAAAAAAUGUCACUAAGAGACUGCUAAAAGUAAUAAUAUUACUGACAGAGAUAUUUCUCUUUUUAGAACACAUUAAAUUACAUGUGCACUUUAGAUAUAAUUUUUCAGUUCCCAAGAUAAAUUAAUGAUAUUGUUAACUUGUCAAUUAUUGUCAUUAUAAAUUAUUUUUUCUAAGUGUCAAUGAGAAAAUUUUGAAAACAGUAUAAACAGAGUUUAUUGUGGUUCUGUAACUAAUUUAAUUGUAAAGAAAAUUUUUGUCUGUGUACUUCUAAGUAAGAUACUAAUGUAAUUAGAAAAUAUGUAAAUGAAAUUAAUUUAAAUUAAAUAGACAAAAUACAUUACUGCA
This is a messenger RNA of Leptopilina boulardi, 1097 nucleotides long. RefSeq lists its product as uncharacterized. The coding region runs from base 184 to 537 and encodes 117 amino acids. Lineage: Eukaryota; Metazoa; Arthropoda; Insecta; Hymenoptera; Figitidae. The record is from RefSeq and is a predicted model, not a curated record. The transcript is spliced from 2 exons.